This is a messenger RNA of Mercenaria mercenaria, 10753 nucleotides long. RefSeq lists its product as uncharacterized. Gene Ontology annotation, cellular component: intracellular membrane-bounded organelle. The record is from RefSeq and is a predicted model, not a curated record. The transcript has 10 exons. Gene Ontology annotation, biological process: magnesium ion homeostasis. NCBI's taxonomy places the organism in Eukaryota, Metazoa, Mollusca, Bivalvia, Venerida, Veneridae. Bases 24 to 1478 code for a protein of 484 amino acids.
UUUCCGCAACAAAUUAACCAAGCAUGACUGACGGAUUUAUUAACUGUUCUUUUGUUGGUGUUGAUGAAGUCAUUUGCAAUGGAACAACCUAUAAGCUUCCUGAGAGCAAACUUAGCUAUAAUGAUAAAUCAUUCUGGAUUUAUUUGGCAAUUUAUGUAGCUCUAGUACUUGCUGCAGGACUGAUGUCUGGUUUGACCAUGGGACUUCUUUCCCUUGACAUGAUGACUCUAAAAGUACUUCGUGAUGGCGGGACACUAAAGGAGAAAAAACAUGCUAGAAAAAUCCUUCCGAUUAUUAAACGCCACCAUCUUCUGUUGGUAACACUGUUGUUGGGUAAUGCAGCUGCUGUGGAAGCCAUGCCGAUAUUCUUGGACAGGAUUUCUGACCCAGUAACGGCCAUCUUGGUUUCUGUUACUGCUGUACUGAUUUUUGGAGAAGUGAUACCACAGGCUGUAUGUACAAGAUUUGGUCUGGCUAUUGGAUCAACUCUAGCUCCGCUUGUAUAUUUCUUGAUGGCUGUAUUUUUUGUCAUAGCAUGGCCACUGUCAAAGUUACUGGACUGUUUGCUUGGUAAAGACCAUGCUACUUUCUACAGAAGAGCUCAACUAAAGGUAUUGGUUGACCUGCACGGGGAGCCAGGGGAACGUGUCCACCAUCAAGAGUCGCUAACGAAAGACGAAGUUAUGAUCAUUAAGGGAGCAUUAGACAUGAAGAGUAAAACAGCGAAGGAUGCUAUGGUUCCCAUUGAUUGUGUGUACAUGUUGGAUAUCAACAGAAAUCUUGAUCAUGACACAAUGUCUGAGAUUAUUGAACAGACACACUCUAGGAUUCCAGUGUAUGAUGGUCAGCAAGACAAUGUUGUGGCUCUGUUGCUUGUCAAAACUCUCAUAAAACUAGACCCUGAUGAUGCCACACCCAUCAGGUCUCUAGUAGAGGAUGGUACAGGGAGACCAGUGCUGCAUACAAAUACUGAUAAACCUUUGUUUGAUCUUCUCAAUGAAUUUCAAGAAGGAAGAGGACAUCUGGCUAUUGUCCAUGAGUAUCGAGGACAUGAGGUUGCUACAGAAAGACAGUCUAGUGAACUAGAUGACGACCCCCACAGACCAUUACUGCAGAAUAACUCACAAGAUGAUGAUGAUUUCCUACUAGAUAUACAAUCACAGGCUGUUGGCAUUAUAACUCUGGAAGAUGUGCUAGAAGAACUGAUACAGGAAGAGAUCAUUGAUGAAACAGAUGUCUAUGUGGACAUUAAACAUCAUAUACAGGUUGCUAGAGCAAAGGCAGCUAGGAAGGAUCCUGUACCUAAGAGAUCCAAAAGAUUGCAAAGGAGUGCUUCACAUCCCCCUGUAAGGAGACAAGUACAGGGUGUUGUACAAGUUCCGGACCUGGUCGCAAUCAAAGAUCAAACAACAGCUGAAGUAGAAUCUACCGCAGAUUCAGAUACAGACAAUUUGUUAAAAAACGAAGUACUUGCUUGAUGAGUGUGGCAGUUUUGUUUUGUGUUCCAAUCCACAAAAAAAACCCUUACAAGAAAUGAUAGAAACAUUAGAAAACAGUGAAAAUAGUUUAAAAGCCUUUAGAAUUCAUCUUUGAAGCAACUUGUUCACAGGAUAUUGGUAAAAAUGGCAGCCAAUCAGCUAACUGCUCAUAUUGACUUUUUGUUCUAAAGUGAAUUUGUCUCAAGUCACUAAGUUCCUUAAGAAGUUCUGUUGUGUUUCACGUUUCGAUGGCUGCUUAAAGGGAAAGGCAAGGCUGUUCUUAUGUGACUUUCGUCAGCUGGGAUUUCUUAAAUCAUUUAAAGAAGUGAAAGAAUUUUCAGUGUAGGGGUAAAAAGUUAUGAGCAUUUAAAUCUUUGGUCAAAUUGGUGGCCAUUUUGUUUAUCCCCCCGCCAAAGGCGAAGGGGAUAUUAGAAAUGCUCUCUGUCCGUCCGUGCGUCCGCAAUGAUCUUUGUCCGGAGCAUAACUCCAAAAGUACUGGAGGGAUUUUCUUCAAACUUCAUACACUGAUAGAACACAUUGGGAGGAAGUGCAGUGUGCAAGAACAAUAACUCUACCUUGCCUAUUUUUUUAGUUAUUCCCCUUUAUCAUAUUUUCUUAAAAAAUUUUGUCCGGAGCAUAACUCCAAAACUACUGGAGGGAUUUUCUUCAAACUUCCUACACUGAUAGAACACAUUGGGAGGAAGUGCAAUGUGCAAUAACAAUAAGUCUACCUUGCGUACUUUUUGAGUUAUUCCCCUUUAUCAUAUUUUCUUAAAAAAAUUUGUCCGCAGCAUAUCUUUUUCAUGCAUGGAGGGAUUUUGAUAUAUCUUGGCACAAAUGUUCACCACCACGAGGUGGAGUGUCAUGCGCAAGAACCAGGUCCCUAGUUCUAAGGUCAAGGUCACACUUAGAGAUCAAAGGAUACAAGAAUGAAAACCUUGUCCGGAGCACUUCUUCAUGCAUAGAGGGAUUUUGAUAUAACUUGGCACAAAUGUUCACCACCACAAGACAGAGUGUCAUGCGCAAGAUCCAGGUCCCUAAGUCUAAGGUCAAGGUCACACUUAGAGGCCAAAGGUCAGAUACAAGAAUGACUUUGUCCGAAGCAUUUCUUCUUCAUGCAUAGAGGGAUUUUGAUGUAACUUGGCACAAUUAUACACCAUCAUGAGACGAAGUGUCAUGCGCAGUUUCCUUCUUUAGAAUUACUUCCCUUUGUUGUUACUUUAAAUAGCUUUUAUUGUAACUUUUUUAUUACUAGUCGUAGGGAAAAAUCGAGACCACUUUUCAGUAGUACAACAUGCAUGCUACAUCCAAUUUUGAGGUGUAUUUUGACCAAUCUCUACCUGGUAAAGAUUUUUUGUGUGGACUUACAAUUUUUUUUUUUUUUUUUUUUUGUUUUUUUAAAAGAUUAACUUCCAUUAGUUGUUACUAUAAAUAACUUAUGUUGUAACAUUUUUAUAAUUGACCACAGGGAAAAAACAAGACCACUUUUCUGUGGUACAACCUGGAUGUUACUUUCCAAUUUUAGGUGUAUUUUAAGACAUCUCUACCUGGUAAGGAUUUUUUUUGUGGAGUUAGAAAAACAAAAGACUUACAAUGAUUACUAAACAACCACAAAAUUAAAAUUCCAUUUGCAAAUACAGCUGCUAGAGUAAAGAAAUUUGCUGUGACGGGCAUAUAUUGUGACAUUCUGCAAAGAAGUAUAAAAUACACAGAAUGGCAACUGGCUGUAAUCUCGCGUGAGCUCGUGUCAGAGCGUGAUUCGGCAUUAUCUUACUAAAAACAAACAUCGGCGAGCAUGGAGUUACAAUUUGUACUUUUAAAACUACAUUUAAAAUACAUGUUAGCUUCUAAAACAAAAUUAGUUUAAUGUGAAAUGGUCUUAAGACACGAAGUACACGUUUUUUUUUUGCCAUCGAAAGAAGCGUGGUCAUACGGUGAUAAUUAUUUUACCGAUGAAUAAUUGCUUUCGCAUACAAAAUGGCGCGUGGAGAAAGCGCGACUUCCGGUAAACAAGAUCUCGUUUUUUUGUCACGGGAGGUUGGCGAGAUUUGCUCUGUAUGCCUUUCAAGUUGCCAAUCUCUUUGCAUUCUGGCACUCUUGUUCCCUGUUAGCUUUCCAUUCCUUCUUUUUACAGUAGCCAUAUAGAAAAACAUCAUACAGCUAUACUGUUCAUGAAAAUUAAUAAAAUUUAGCAGUAAACCACCUCACCACUGAAUAAUUUUUUCUUCCACAUCUUUAAAACCCCAGAUGUUGACCACAACUAAACGGUUUUUCAAAGCUUCUCCCAAAAUGAAUACUUUCAGACACUAACUUGCCAGGAACUUUAGCCUUCAAUGAGGAACAUUAGCUUGUUACUUCCCAUGAAUUGUUGUAUGAUAAAGCGCAAGGAUAACCAAAUAUUACAUUGGUCCCUUUCAGUUGGAUUCCUCUGACAUUUUCGUUAUAACCUUUAUCCAAGAUGUUGCGGUUGGUCAAAAUAAAUAUGCUUUUUAUCAGUAGGUUUCUAAAUAAAAUGAUUAAUCCAACCUAAAUUUAACAGAGGGCCACUAAGAGAAAACCUGUCCUUAAUCAUUUUCCAAUCCAAUGAAAUUUAGUAUAGAUACUGCUUUUGAAAAUUACAUAGAAGUCAACGAUAAAAACCAAGGAAGGACCAAUCUACAUCUUGGACAUAAUCAGGGGAAGUAACUGACUAAUGUUCCCCAUUAUAAUAUGCCCGGCGGGGGGAUUGGCCAUGUCUAACAUGGCUCUUGUUUCCAUGGCAACAGAAAACAAAAUGCGGAUUUAUUAAAUUUUUAGAUACACAUUUGAACUGUCUUUACUUAUUUCUGUAAAAUAAUUUCUCUACUUUUUCCAGCUCUAAUGAAAGAAAUUAUAAUGUUUUACACCUUACAUGCAAAAAACAUAUGAAAAUUACUCUAUUUAUAAGGUAUUUUGCUAAAUAAAGAAUUCAGCGGUGUGUAAAUGACAUCAUAAACACACUAAAAUGGCUGCCUCCAUGAUUAGCCAUUUUCUUAAAUUUCAAACUGCCAUAUCUUUUUUAAUAGUGGUCUGAUUUUAAAAAUUCUUCCACUCAAGCCUUUCAUAUAAAAUUAACUUAUUGUCAGGCUUUCCUUACCCUUUAACACAGAUUCGACUGUAACUCAAAUUGUUAUUUAAACUGCAUUGUGUAAGUUAUUAAGUACAUAUCACAUACAGUUAAACCUGUGUAUACUGGCCAUAAGAUGCAAAAAAAUUGCCUGUAUUUUCAGGUGGCUUUCAUUGACUGGUUAAAUACUUUGAAAAUUUUAAACUUUAUUGUUCCCUGGAGCUAGUUGAUAUCUGCUCACAGAUAGCCACAGUGGCUGAGUUGUUAAGGCUGUUGACUGAAUCACUUGCCAAUCACAGCUAUGGGUUUCAGCGACACAAAUGAAGUAGAGUUCUUUCAUGAGAAGAAGGCAUCCAGCCAGUUUACAGACAGUUGAUAGUUCUACUGAGUCUUUGCCUUAAAUGAUGCCAAAGGACCAACUGCCUUCUUCCUCCACCAUGUAAACCUUUAAAGUUGCCAUAUGGCCUUAAUUAUGUCAGUGUGACUUAAAACCAAACAGAAACAGAUUGUCGUAAGCUUAACAAAAAUUGAUUGUCCUUAGCUUAACGAAAACAGAUUGUCCUUAGCUUAAGGUAGUUCUGCAUGUUUGGAUCAAACUUUUUUCUACAAUGUAGAAUUUGAUUAAACGCUGAUUUUUCAGAACUUCAGAAUAUACUUAGAAAAUUCAGCAAAUAAAAAAGAUGGGGUCGUGUGCUUUAAUUGGUUUUUUUGCUAGACUGAUUUGAAAAAUUUGGACGCAGUAUUUUAUAAUGGGAGUCUAUGGGAAAAUCAUUACUUUCAUAACAUUUUUGCGAAUAGAAAUUUUUCUACAAAGUAGAUUUUGAUGAAACUUCUCACAGUUGUAAAUAAACACAUGGCCUAUAAUUUGGUGAAAUAAAAUGUAUAGGUCUGUGUGCUUAUUUUUGAGAUAUAUGACCAUGAUUAAAGUGAACCGGACAUUUCACGCUAAUUUUAAGAUAUUAUUUUGAUUAUUUUAACGUGUCAUAUGUUUUAAUAUCAUAUUUUGACUUUAGAAAUAUAGCAGCAGUGCCAUUGUAAUAAAUUUAUUCACAGGUUUCAAUUAAUUCAUAAAAUGAUUUUCAUUUCCGUACACCGAAUCCAGGCUUUAUUUUAUGUUUUCCAAAUAAAUGACGUUAUGCUAUCACUUCUGGUUUAUCAAAGGUGCAGAACUGCCUUAACAAAACACAUUGUCCUUAGCUUAACAAAAAUGGAUUGUCCUUAGCUUAACAAAAACAGAUUGUCCUUAGCUUAACAAAAAUGGAUUGUCCUUAGCACAGGUUUAACUGUAUAAUAAUGUAUGAACUUACAGAUUUAUUUCUUAUAUACAUGUAUCACUGUAUAUCACAAUUACUUGUUCAGCAUUUCAACGCUUUUGUAACUGUCUGCUUGAUGAAUAAUUUGCUUGACCGUUUAUGCAUUCAGGUUUGUAUUUCAGUAAUUUAUCUAAGUUAGAUUGUGCUUUAUGUCAAAUUUGUUUUGUAUUGUACAUUUUCACUGACAUGUUUGUAUUUGUCAUGUCUGAGUUUCAAGCGUUUUAAGUUUAUGACAGAAUUGUUUUAGUAAUUAUACAAUAACAAUGGUAUAUUGUCAUGAGGGAAAAACCUUGUUAGGUAAAGAUGGCUCAAACAGUAUCUUUAUAGUUAGUUAUCUUGCCUCCUACAAGUUUCUUGCAUUUCUAUUGGUCAAUAGACGUCACGUGGAGACAGGUAGGGCUGUCAUCGAUAGAAACAAUAUCGAUGUAUCAACGAUUUUUUUUUGUCGAUCGAUUAUCGAUUCCCAUUUUAAAAAAUCGAUAUUUUACAGCGAGAAAAAACUACCCAAAUAAACACUCAGACCCUAAAAAACAACUUAAGUUCACAAAGUUGUAAAUUUGGAUGAAUGCAAAAAAGGAGUGAAGGCAAAAUAAAAAUGAAAGAUGUUAUUAAUUUUUAUGUAUUUCUUUUAUUUCAUAAUUACAAAUACAACACAAUGAAACAGAAAUAUGGAAAGUAGGCAAUAAAACUUAAAAUAGCAUUUACAGGAAGGUAUAUAGUAUUAUAUGAACAAAUAGGUCGUUAAUCUAACUUAAUAAUCGGUAUAUCGAUGUAUCGUCGAUAUUUGUCUUCUGAUAUAUCGGUAUCGUCGAUACGCCUAAGACCCAAUCAAUGACAGCCCUAGAGACAGGAUAUAUUCCAUAUCCUGCUAGUAUAUUUCAGAUAUGAAUUUUGAUUAAAACAAAAUGGCUGCCACACUGCUGGCGUAAUUGAAUCAAGUCAGAUUAUUUAUUAGCUCCAGCGUCAGUAUCAUUUCCGAGAGUAAAUUUAGUGUUUUCUUGCCGAUUUCAUUCCACUUAAGUUGAGGCUCAUGAAGUUCGACAAAAGUUAGCCGUAAAAGCGGAAUAACUCUGUAUGGAAUACACAGACGUUGAAAUCUUGUUUUAAGUUGAAUCAUCGUAAAAUAGAGGAAUUGACAUAUUUGUUACUCAGCAGUUUGUUGUAGAAUCAUUUAAUCUACGUGCAAGAUAAAUGAUUUAACAGGAAACGGGAUAAAAGCGGAAGUAUCAAGACAUUUGUGACAUUGUGAAAUCUGGUGACUUUCGAAGGGAUGGAACUAGAAGUUUUUUUAGUAUUUCUGAUCUAAACCAGUUCACAACCUGUGUAAAUGAGCUUUUGUGUUUUGUGAUUUAACCAGAACACAGGUCAUUGUGCAUUUUAUGGCUGGUGUAAAUCAACUAUAAACAAAACAUGAUGACCAAACAAAUGGUUGUAGGAUUCCAGUCCAGUCUGCACUGUAAGUAGCUUUGUUAAUUUACAAAAUAUGUUGAUUAUAGCAUGUAAGUAAAGGGUAGUCGGCAAGAUAAAAUCGUUACACUGGUUGUUGGUGACAGGAUACAGGAAAUACGCUUCGCUCUUGCCUGAUAUGGAUUUCUUUGACAGCAUAUAUCCCGUAUCCUGUCACCAACAAGCAGUGUAACUAAUAAUAUUAACUUUAAAUGUGAAAAAAUCCUCAUCAGUUCUGUUUAACUUGACUGAAUAUAAAAAUGGGAAUGUAUGUAUAAAAGCUAUUUUCAUAGUUGAAUGUCAUUUAGUAACAGUCAUUUAUUAAAAAACUGCCAGUUCAAGUUCAUGUUGUGGCUAAUUUUACAUAGUAUUUGUAACCUAUUAUAUAGAGGAUAAUUGUUGGUUUCGGUGUAAUAUCACGUUAUAAUUUCACCGAGUGGGCACCAGAAGUGAUAUUUUCACGAGUGGCGCAGCCACGAGUGAAAAUAACAACUUUUGGUGUUCACAAGUGAAAUUACCGUGAUAUUACAUCGAUACCAACAAUUUUUCUGUUUAUUUUAUGUCUAAAACUCUACUUUUGUUGUGUUUAUUUCAAUAAAAUGUCGAAAUUUGCGGGAAAUUUUAUCGGGAAGCAUCGCAAAGAUGACGUCAUUUUAACGACGUCAUCGUCAUAUUGUUUCCGGCUUUCAGUAUGCUCGGUAAACUUUCUGACAUUAAUCCGGGUAUCAGAUUUGAUAAUUUUCACUGAGUGGCCAGUGAGUUUAUCAGGAUAUAAUUCACCGUUAUAUUUCGAUAAACCACCGAAAAACAUAAAAUAAACAGUACUGUUUAUACACCCAAACAUGUUUAUUUCUUGUUUACAGAGAUGUUUAUUAUAGAAAUUGUUCAUUUUUUGGCAAAUACGAAAUUCGGGCAAAAGAUCCUUUUAAAUCAUUUCCAUGUACAAGUUUUGUAAAAUUCAAAUUUUUUGUGGGCUUUUUAUAAGCCUGUUUGAAAAAUGGGACGUAUUAUGGGAAUGCCCCUGGCGGGUGGUGUCCACAAACUUUGUCUGGAGCAUAUCUUCUUCAUGCAUGGAGGGAUUUUGGUGUAACUUGGCACAAUAUUUCACCAUCAUGAGAUGGAGUGUCAUGUGCAAGGACCAGGUCCCUUCUUUAGAAUUACUCCCUUUUGUUGUUACUAUAAAUAGCCUAUAUUGUUACUUUUUUAUGCCCCCGAAGGGAAGCAUAUAGUUUUUGAACCGUCUGUCGGUCUGUCCACAAUUUUCGUGUCCAGUCCAUAUCUUUGUCAUCCAUGGAUGGAUUUUCAAAUAACUUGGCAUGAAUGUGUACCACAGUAAGACGAUGUGUCGCGCGCAAAACCCAGGUCCGUAGCUCAAAGGUCAAGGUCACACUUAGACGUUAAAGGUCAUUUUUCAUGAUAGUGCAUUGAUGGGCGUGUCCAGUCCAUAUCUUUGUCAUCCAUGGAUGGAUUUUCAAGUAUCUAUGCAUAAAAAUUGUGGCACAGUAAGACGACAUGUCGCGCGCAAGACCCAGGUCUGUAGCUCAAAUGUCAAGGUCACACUUAGACGUUAAAGGUCAUAUUUCAUGAUAGUGCAUUGAUGGGCGUGUCCGGUCCAUAUCUUUGUCAUUCAUGCAUGGAUUUUAAAAUUAUUAGCCAUGAAUGUGUACCAAAGUAAGACGACGUGUCUCGCGCAAGACCCAGGUCCGUAGCUCAAAAGUCAAGGUCACACUUAGACGUUAAAGGUCAUAUUUCAUGAUAGUGCAAUGAUGGGCGUGUCCGGUCCAUAUCUUUGUCAUUCGUGCAUGAAUUUUAAAAUAACUACGCAUGAAUGUGUUGCACAGUAAGACAACGUGUCGCGCGCAAGACCCAGGUCUGUAGGUCAAAGGUCCUAAACUCUAAAAUUGGCCAUAACUAUUCAUUCAAAGUGCCAUCCGGGGCAUGUGUCAUCCUAUGGAGACAGCUCUUGUUUAUUACUGGUUGUAGGGAAAAAAUGAGACCACUUUUCUGUAGUACAACAUGCAUGUUAACUUACGUCCAAUUUUGAGGUGUAUUUUGACCUAUCUCUACCUGGUAAGGAUUUUUGUGUGGACUUAAAAUUCCAUUUGCAAAUACAGGUGCUAGUGUAAAUAAAUUUGCUAUGACGGGUGUAUAUUGUGGCAUUCUGGCACUCUUGUUGUUCUUGUCCCUCAAGGACAAAAAUUUUCCUUUUGAGGAAGCAGCACAGAUGAAACAACUUGGAGGAAUUUUAUUUGCAUUAAGGUUUUCUCUUGUGGAUUUUGGAUUUCUACAAUAUCUACUUGGUGGGUCUCAGAAUUUCUCCAGAAAAUAAGUUUUGCCAUUGUUCUAUUGGAGACUAAAACACAGAUCCUUAUUUCAUGCCUGCAAUGUCUUUAUUUGAGCCGUGGCAUGAGAAAACCAACAUAGUGGGUAUGCGACCAGCAUGGAUCCAGACCAGCCUGCGCAUCCGCGCAGUCUGGUCAGGCUCCAUGCUGUUCGCUUUUAAAGCCUAUUGGAAUUGGAGAAACUAUUAGCGAACAGCAUGGAUCCUGACCAGACUGGUCUGGAUCCAUGCUGGUCGCAUACCCACUAUGUUGGUUUUCUCAUGGCACGGCUCAUUUAUGCUUUAUACUUUCAUCUUCUAAAGUGUGUUCACAUUUUUGCAUCUUUUUUUAAAAAUAGAAUUUUUUAAGGUAGUUUUUCAUGUUAGGAUCAAAUCGUUUGUACAAUAUAGAAUUUGAUUGAACUCUUUAUUUUUUAGACUUCAGUAUAUGCUAAGAAAAUGAGGCAAAAUAAGAUGAUUGGUCUGCUAUAUUUUUUGUUACUAAUGGACUGAUUUGAAAAAAGAAAUUGACCUCAUGUAAGUAUUAAGACUGGGAGUCAAUGGGAAAAUCUUAAUUUAAUGACAUUUUCACAAAUAGAAAAUUUUCUUCACUAAAUUUUAAUGAAAUUUCUCACAUUGAUAAAAUAAACAUAUUUUCUGUUAUAAAGUCUAAUAAAUAUAAAGGACUGUGUUUAUAUAUUUUUAGAUAUAUGCUUGCGAUUUUAAGCUAAUUUUGUUAAGACUUAAUUUGGAAUUCAAUCAAGGGGCAACAUUUUAUAAUUAUAUUUCAUCUUUAGAAAGUUGCUGUUUUCAUAAAUUAAAGCAUAAGUUCCCAUCAAUUCGUAAGCUGAUUUUCGUUUCCAGGGUUUAGGCUUUAUUCUAUAUUUUUUGUAUAAAUGACGCAGUACCAUUAUUUCUGGUUUAUAGAACAUGCAGAACUAAGUUAAUUGUUAAAAUAUUUCAAUCAAGAGCUUCACUAGCACAUUUUGUUAUUUAUAUUGCUUUUGUUUCAAAGACUGUGAUAUUUCAUUAGAGACUUUCUCAUUAUUAACAUGUAUACUGUAAUGUAGAUCCAUUAUUAAUAACUGUUAAAAAUAAAGCUAGAUCUCGA